Molecule: messenger RNA, 831 nt
Organism: Salvia hispanica
Lineage: Eukaryota; Viridiplantae; Streptophyta; Magnoliopsida; Lamiales; Lamiaceae
Source: RefSeq, a predicted model, not a curated record
GGAGAGUCCCAACUUUCCAUCUCACCAAAUUCAUACACAUAUAACAUGUUUCACAUGUCUCCACGGAAUCACAAACAACCUUAACAACUCCAAUCUGAUAGAGAAGGGCUCUGCGGGAAAUGUACAUGGUGUUCAAGCGUCUCAUCAUCGGCGGCGAAAUUGUUGAAGAAGAAGGCGAGUGGGAGAAGGAGAGGUAAACAAGCAGUUGCAAUCAAGUGAUGGAGCAGAAAGCGGCGGCGGCGGUGGUGGCGCGGUGCGAGUGCUGCGGGCUGACGGAGGAGUGCACGGAGGCGUACAUUAAGCGGGUGCGCGAGCGGUACUCGGGGCGGUGGAUUUGCGGGCUUUGCGGCGAGGCGGUGAAGGACGAGGUGGUGAGGUCGGAGAGGGGAAUUGGGAGCGAAGAAGCGCUAAUUCGGCACAUGAAUUUCUGCCGGAAUUUCAAGAAUCUGGCGCCGCCGAAGAAUCCGACGGAGGAGCUGAUUGACGCGGUCAAACAGCUGCUUCUGAGGAGCCUCGACUCGCCUCGGUCCAGCCCGGUGAAGAAGGCUGCCCUGCUGCGCAGCCAGAGCUGCGAGCCGGCGCUGCAGUCGAGCUGAGCCGAGUGUCGAGUCUCGCAGAUGCUAGUGUGUCUGAGCCACCUCCUCAAGUCGAGCUGAGCCAAGCGUCGAGUCUUGUAGUUGUAGAUGUGAUGAAACAUUGGUUUGUGAAAUAAGUCAUGUGUUUUAAAUUACUCUACUACUUAUUUUCUUAAUGUUCUUUUUUGAUGUUGAAAAGUGUUUUUCUGAAUUUAAUUGAGUUAAUGAUGGGUCUUUACUCAUUGCAUUGCGCUUA